AUGAAGCGGGGCCCUCGCCAGUGGCCUGCGCUGCUCAGUGUGCACAGCAGCCUUGGCCGGGCCCUCGCCCCCGCUCCAGCCGGCGGGUCCCGGCACCCCCUUUGUCCUGGCUCUGCCAGGCUCGCCGGCACUGAGACCGCCUCAAGGUUCCAACGGUGUCCUGCGCACCUGAGGAAGAGGCAGCACCGAGACCCUGCAUCUUCCCGAGGCUCGCUCGUCCCUGGCUGCUCCACCCUGCCGGGCCGGCUCUCCGCUGCCGGGGGCCCCGGGGUGGCCCUCGUGAGGCCGCCAUCUUGGCGGGGAGCGGGUGGGGACGCCCUCGCGGCCGGAAUCCCCACGCACGCUGCGCCUCGCGUCACGGGGAGGGGCGUGGGGAGGCGCCGAUUAAAGGGCCCGGGGGACUUCGGCGCCGUUACCCGGGGCGUCGUGCCCAGCCCCAGCCGCAUCAAGCAGCUGGCGGAGGCGCUGCGGACCAACCGCUCCGUCCAGUCCCUCUUCCUGCAUGGAAGCCCCCUGACAGAUGCCGGCCUAGCGCUGCUGAACCCAGCCCUGGCCCUCCACCCUGCCCUGGUGGCUCUGGACCUGGGGGACUGCAUGCUGGGUGAUGAAGCCAUCAACCUCAUCUGUGGCCUCCUCCCCCCAGAUGGGGCCAAGUCUGGCUUGAAGGAGCUAACGCUGAGUGCCAACCCUGGCAUCACCCCUAAGGGCUGGAGCCGCCUCGCCAUUGCUGUGGCCCACAGCUCCCAGGUCCGCGUACUCAAUCUGGAUUACAACCCCUUGGGUGACCAUGUGGCAGGAAUGCUGGCGGUAGCUGUGGCCUCCAGCCGUACCCUAGAGGUCCUAGACUUGGAGGGCACAGGGCUCACUAACCAGUCAGCCCAGGAGGGAGAGGAGGAGGAGGAGGUGGCAGGAGGGGCUGGCGACACCCAGGAAUGGGAGAAAGGGCGGGAGCCUGCUGCCCACCAGAGGGGCAGCAGCUCCUGGAUGUGUCCCAGCGAUCCCAGCUCUCAGAUGGUGCUAAUGACGUCAGGCCUAGGGGACAGUCUGCUGGCUGAGACCGAGAUGUGACGCUCCUCUCCACUGGGCUUCUGCGCAUCAUUACAUUUGUCUCUGUCUACAGCACUUUGCCCUCACCUGGGGCUUGGGAGGGACUGGGAAGCACGGGUUGCCCGGGGCUCUGGCAGUUCCUGGCAAUGUGGUGGGAAGGAAGCUCUGGAAGCUGUGACUGAACAAUAGCCCUGGGGGACAUUUGAACCCAGGCAAUGCCUCUGAACUUGUUGGCAGCUCUGGCUGCAACCCGCUGGCUCGGAAGAGAUUUUAUGAACUCUA
Molecule: messenger RNA, 1329 nt
Organism: Carlito syrichta (Philippine tarsier)
Lineage: Eukaryota; Metazoa; Chordata; Mammalia; Primates; Tarsiidae
Gene: LRRC73
Product: leucine rich repeat containing 73
Exons: 8
Coding region: 1-1068 (355 amino acids)
Source: RefSeq, a predicted model, not a curated record